Trifolium pratense (red clover) is the source of this 698-nucleotide messenger RNA. RefSeq names its product 60S acidic ribosomal protein P2-4-like. The transcript is spliced from 3 exons. Gene Ontology annotation, biological process: cytoplasmic translational elongation. Gene Ontology annotation, molecular function: structural constituent of ribosome. NCBI's taxonomy places the organism in Eukaryota, Viridiplantae, Streptophyta, Magnoliopsida, Fabales, Fabaceae. Gene Ontology annotation, cellular component: ribosome; cytosolic large ribosomal subunit. The coding region runs from base 100 to 438 and encodes 112 amino acids. The record is from RefSeq and is a predicted model, not a curated record.
CAAAACCCUUGAAAUCUCGAAACUUCAAUAUAACUCCCUCUUUGUCUCGUUUCAUUCGUUUUGCAUUUGAUUUUAUCUGAAGACGCCGUCGCCGUAAACAUGAAGGUUGUUGCUGCCUAUUUGCUUGCCGUUCUUGGAGGCAACGACACCCCCUCCGCCAAAACCAUCAAGGACAUCCUUGGUUCAGUUGGAGCAGAAGCAGAAGAUGAUAGAAUUGAAUUGUUUUUGUCUGAAAUUAAGGGCAAAGAUUUAGCUGAGGUUAUUGCAUCUGGUAGGGAAAAGUUGGCAUCAGUGCCUUCUGGUGGUGGUGUUGCUGUUGCCGCUGCACCUGCAAGUGGUGGUGGUGCUGCUCCUGCAGCUGCCGAGGCAAAGAAAGAGGAGAAGGUGGAGGAGAAAGAGGAAUCUGAUGAUGAUAUGGGUUUCAGUCUUUUUGAUUAAGUCUACAGUUGCUGAGUCUGUUGAAGUUUUGUUCAAAAGAGUAAUGUGGUGUGAUUUCAUUUGGAUGAUAAAAAAACUAAGUUGGAUGAAUUCAGUUUGAGAUAUUUUUAGUUUGUUAAUGUUAUGGAGUAAUGUUUUCGUUAUCAGUGUACCUUUUUUUUUUUGUUUUACUUUUUCAGUAGAAUUUCUUUUUAUUCGAAGUGCAAAAACAUUAUAAAUUGAUAUUGAUAUAUUUACCUAAUUAAAAUUUAUUACGAAUA